CUGUUGCAUAUCAUAUGUGUAGGCAGAGAGUCACACUGAUAAAGCCCUGCCGUCCGUCCAUCCAUCCACUUGUCCGUCCGUCCGUCCGCAAGGCACUAACUAAAAGUUGACUCAAACAGCUUGGCUGCCGUGGCCGACACACAUAGAUGUAGACAUGAACACACCGUGGAUGCUCUCAUUCGCCAUCAUGUACUCUCCCCCUGACAGAAAGACCGACAGGGUCCCAGUGGGCGAUUGAUCCAGCCAUCUCAAAUGAAGAGGGCAAAACGGAUGGAUCGACAGCCAGACACACACUGGAUAACGUCUCACUCCGGGUGUAUGUAUGUAUGUAUGUACAGAGAGGGAAGUGAGUGUGCUCUACGCGAAAAAGACAACUUCGUCCAACCACCAAUACACACACAGCCCCUCAAACACACACAGAGACUAGCUACCUACCUGCCCAGAAGAAUAUGUGUGUAUAUAAAUCAGGACACGACCCGACCCCACACAAUAAACAAACAAGAGACGAGCACACUACAUGUGCACGUAAUAGCCACAUGUUCACUCAUCAAUCCAUCCAUUCAUCUACCUAUCCAUCCAUCCAUCGCUCUCUUGCGAUGUCCGCUUGUACAUCCAUCCAGGUAGCUUUUUGUAUGAUGAAGGAAGCAGCCAAUGAAGGCAGCAAGAAGGCGGGCAGCAAGGCCAUGCAUGCAUGUAUCUCUCUGUCCAUCGAGAUAUCUAGAUAGAUGGACGGACGUAUCAAGGAAAGGAGGCGCCGCUCACUCAUAAACGGAAGGACACCAAAAAGACGAGCAAGCAAGCAAUCAAGGGCCCAUCCAUCACGUAUGUUUGUAUGUAUGCACCAGGGAGUGAGUGAGUGAAUGAGUGCAGCAGGGGGGGACAUCGAACGCAUGGAGAAAGGGAGGGUGGAUGUAUGUCUGUCUAGGUAGGGUAGAUAGGAUAGAGAGAUAGAUAUCUGUACGGUACGUAGACGCUUUCACAUGCACUGCAUGCAUUAAAGUGCGAUGGAUGCUUCCUGCCUGCCUGCCUGCCUGCCUACCUGCGAUCCACACACACACAUGCACACGCACCCGUACGCACCUACGUACGGAGGACAGAGUUGGGAGGGAGGGAGCAUGCAAUGCAAUGCAGAGCAGCAGGGAUUGAAAGCGGCUCACCCUGCCUGCCUGGUUCCUUUAUUCGUUCAUGCACUGCACUGCACUGCACUGUACCUACCUACUGAAGGCCUGUCUGUCAGCGCUCCUUCCUUCCUGCCCUAUAUAUGUGUGUUGUGUAUGUAUGUACCACGCACACGUGAAUUGAAAUGCCCACGCGACGGAUGAUUGCAUGCCGCCCUUGCCGCUAUAUCACUGCUUGUCGAAUGCGAUGGCCUGCAAUGCGCUGGCUUCCUUCCUCCCGAGCUCCUCUACCAGACUCGCAAACACACUGACCAAGGGACACACACACACACGAGUAGAUGGACACACACAUCACAUGGAUAUCUAUCGCACCGUACGGACCUGUCAGAUUGUUUGAGUAGUGUGGCGGGCGAGUCGAGCUCCACCAGUCGUCCCUCUGACAGCACCAGCACACGGUCCGAGUCAAUGAUGGUCCUUAGACGAUGCGCCACCGUCAGGAUCGUGCACGACACGAACUCGCUGCGGAUCAACCUGCAGGACACACAUACAUAUACAUCCCAUCCCCCCCCCCGCUGAACGCACUGGCUUGGCUUAAGUGCGAGUACUGUGUACAUUCAUUGACUCAUUGAUGCGUGUGUGUACCUCUGCAUGGUGCGGUCGGUCUCCAUGUCCAUGCUGCUGGUGGCCUCGUCCAGCACCAGGAUCUUGGAACGACGCAGCAGCGCACGAGCCAUGCACAACAGCUGACGCUGACCCAAACUGACACACACAUUGAUACCCACACACACACGCGGACGGGAUCGAUCCACCAGGCCCACUCACUACUCCUUUGGUCUUGUUGCACCUGAAGUUCUCGCCAUAUUCGGCCACUUGUGCCUGCUCGAGGCUGCCGCCGGCCAGUGUGCGCACCGUGUCGGCGAGCUCCACUUUGGUAAGGGCCUCCCACAGCUGGUCGUCGGUGUGCUGACCGAAAGGGUCCAAAUUGAACCGGAGCGAGCCAGAAAACAACACGGGGUCCUACAGGCAAGCCAUAUGACAAAUGGCACCCUCACAGACUUACGAACCGAUGUUCGUUCCUUUUUAUCCGUUUGUUUGUCCGGGUUCUCUCUCGCCGACCUGUGGUAUAAUAGCGAGUUUUGAUCUGAGUUCGCUGAGGCCCAUGUGUGCGAUGUUUCUGCCAUCGAUAGCGAUAGUGCCCUCCUCGCAUUCUAUCAUGCGGAAGAGCGUCAGCAGCAUCGAACUCUUGCCGCUGCCGGUACGGCCGCAGAUGCCAACCUUCUCACCUGACAGAGAGACACAGACAGGGAUAGGAUAGAUGGUUUCUUUCAUACCCAUCAAUCAAUGUUCGAACGGGUGAAUGCAACACAGCACAGCAUCCCAUCCGGCUGGCUAUGUGUCUGUGUGUGUAGACAGUCUGCUGCUGAGCCGACCGGCUUUGAUGUCAAAUGACACCCCCUUGAGGACCAAUGGUGUGUCCUUGCGAUACCUCACAGCCACAUUGUCAAAACACACACGGCCCUGCACACACUCACACGCACAUUGGCGAGGUGGACCCGUCCAUGCGUCUGUCCGUCUGUUUGGAUGCGUUUGCUGCGUGCGCACCUGUGCAGGCCAUCCGUGAGGUGGUUUGGUGAGUCCCUUUGCUUCGGUGCUGUGGUAGGGGGCCUCCUGCUCCACUGCACGGGGGUCGGUGUAGUGCAAUAUGCGCUCCACGCUGACACACACGAGGUCGACACCCACAGCCAGCCAAACGUCUAAGGUGCUCUUACGACCGAUUCUUCGCGAGUGUGUGUGAGUGACCAGACCAGUUCAUCAUGGCCUCCGUCUCGGCCACGUUUCGGACCAGGAACUGAAGCAUCGCUGGACACACAGCAACCGCGGGGUGUAUAGAGACACUUACUUGUGUCAUGUGGUGGGUGUGGGUGGUGUUCCCUGACUGACUGACUGACAUGUCAUAUUGUUGGCGUAGGCGAUGGCAAAGCCCGCAAGGGCUGCGGGAAUCUGCAGCCAGCCCACCGGUCACCCAACCCAGCCCACACACACAGAGAUGGACAUAUGCGAGGGGAUGGAUGCCGUCAUAGACAUCGGUGUGCUGGACAGACAUGUCUGACCAUGAAUUUGAGACCGCUGAGGAGCAUGCCCGUCACGAGCACAACGACUGCACCCAGCACCUCCAGCCUCACACCCAGCCACCGCUCAGACGCCCUGACGAUGGACAGAGAGACAGACAGAUGGACCACACAUACCAACACCGUGAGAUGCAGAUGCGAUGCUCACAUCCCUGCAUAGCAUACGUGGGCAGGUAGGUACACAUUGCCUGCCUGCCUGACUGACUGACCUGUAUGCGUAGAAGGCCUCAUUGUUGGCGUCAGCGAGUGCCACGGCCUGCCGCUCGAGGCGCUCACGGGCACUGUAUGCACGGAUCGUCGACAGGCCACCCAACGCCUGCUGGAAGUGAGCGAAGAUCGGAGACCUGACAGACAACACCCACAUACAAUCGUGGACGGAUGGAUGGACGGACGGACGGACGGAUGGAUUGCAUGAGAAGGCGUGUCGUGUCGUGUCUAUGCGAUGGAUGCCUGCUCUGCGCAGGUGAGGUACCUACCUGGUGACGGACUCGAGCCUUUUGAGUUCCCGCAUGGUCUUUUGGUAGUAGAUGCAGAUCAUGACGUACACAGUCAUGAGGGGCGGCAGGGCCAGGAGGAACCACGGCACACCCCAGCAGAUGGACACCACAGAUGUCACCGAGGUAAAGACCGACGUCAUGAGCAUGUUGAGCGUCAUGGGCAGCUGCAUGUCCAUCUGGUCACAGUCUCGGCUGAACCGCGCCAGCACGCGGCCCACAGGAGUGGUGUCAAAGAACCGCAUCGGGGCCCUCAUGAUGUUGGCAAACAGACGCUCGUGCAGCGUGUGACUCGCACGCACCUACACACAUCCAUCACCCACACCACACACACGGCUGGCUGCACAGAGGUCGUUGGCUCCCUCCCUCCCUCCGUCUGUCUGUCUGUCUGUCUGUCGGCUCCCUGACUGACCCCGAGUGCGAUGACCAUGACGGCGUUGGUGAAUGAGAGUAUGCAGAUGACCACAGCAAAGGCGGCAUAGCCCACCAAAUAGAUGUGCAGACCAAACCGCUCGUAGCCCACGUCAGACGACCACCUGACACGACACACGUAAGUAACUCCCGUGUCGUCGGCUGUGCUGCAUCCUUGUCUAAUCUCCCUCUCUGUGUCUGUCCGUCUGUCUGUGUGUGUGUGUGUGUGUGUGACAUCCGUACAGUGUGAGCCAGUAGGAUGAGGUGACGUUGGUGAGCAUCCAGAGGGUGAAGGACGCCAGGGCCAAUAUGGCGAAGUGCUCAGCACGCGCCCGACGCACAUACGAGACAUACACUGACACACACACAGACAAAACAUCCGCCAGUGGAGUGGUGCACAGUGGAACGAACACCUUGAAGUCGCCUACCGCUGCUUUUGACUCGUCCGGUUUCCCUUUCCUCUUUGGUCAUGAGUUUUUUGGGCUCCUUUGUGCCCUUGCCGUCGCCCACGCCGCCGCCAUCUGACGCACGCGACCGACGUCCCCCAGCACCCUGCACAGCACAACACGCCCACAACCCAUACACCACACCACGCCACAGCACAGCACAGCACACCCCACGCCAGUCGAUCAGGGCCGCUUCUUCCCAACGUGCCGUGCCUGUCAGACGGACCUGCUUGUGUCGUUGUUUGUGCUGUUGCUGGUCCCGCUCUUCGUCCAAACCGAACUCCCUCAUCAUGGCCAGGAAGUCGGGCUCGCCCAUCAGCUCGUCGUACGUACCGAUGCACCGAAUGGAACCUGGUAGCAACACGCACACACAUCACACACACAGUAUGUAUGUCGUAUCCAUCGCCGUCUGUCUGUCUAUCUGUGUGUGUGCGUGUGUGAAUCCCGCUAGGUAGGUCAUGUCGCACCGAGUGAGUGUUGGCUGUCGACUUUGUCGAUAGCGAUUGCGUAGUGGUGUUUGUGUUGUCGCCUGGUGAGGGCAGGUGUGGUCGCCGCUGUCAUGGCCUCGCUCGAACCGCUCCUCACCACCUGAGCCACACAUCCAUCCAGACACAUCGGCACCAACCAAAGAUAGAUGCAGCCAGCCAGCGGGUGCCAGAUCUCUGUCUGUCUUUCCACACAGCGUCGGCGUGUGUGCGUGCGUACCGUUUUGAGUCCGUCUUCGGUGUGUGAGGGCGGGCCGCCCACGGGCGUGUCGAGCUCACUGCUGGUGGGUGUGUUGGACAUACUGGCCUCCUCACCCACACCAGUGUGCGACAGAGAGGGCGGCGGGGGCGUCAUCCAUAUGAUGCGGUCACACUGCCGGUCGGACACACACACACACACACACACACAGAGAGAGAGAGAGCGGCAAAUGGGAUGGUGUGUGUGGUGUGUGAGCGAGUCCGCUGGUUGUGUUUCCUUGCUUCCUUCCGUACGUGUGAGAUGUAGUGUAGGUGGUGUGUGACGAGCAGUCUGGUCUUGCCCUUGAGGAUGCCCUCGUUGCUGAUGCAGUGCGUGAACACCGACCGGCCCACUUCGGCAUCCAACGCACUCAAGGGGUCGUCGAAAAUGUAGAUGUCCGCGUCAGCGUACACGGCUCUUGCGAGCGACAGCCUCUGCUUCUGGCCGCCGGAUAGCGUGAUGCCACGCUCACCUGCAGACAUACGCACAUCACAUGGGACACAACACCACACAAUCAACAUCUGCAUCUGGUUGCGCUGCGUGUGGAGGACGUGGUGUGGGACAGCUGUGCUGACCGAUUUCUGUUUCGUGACCGUCUGGUAGUAUGUCUACGUCCAUGGCCAUGGCACACACAUCGAUGGCACGCAUGUACCGACCCUCGUCGUACCCCAAACCAAACAAUAUGUUCUCCUGCAUACACACAGACCCACCCACAACACAGACAGACAGACAAUCACGGCUCGAAUCAAGAAGCCAAUGGGCUUUUUGUGGGGCCAUUGUCACCUUGACAGUGCCGUUGAUGACCCAUGCGGUCUGCGGGACGUAUGCGACUGAGCCCGACAUCUCCACCGAUCCCUCCAGACAACACAACUCACCUGAGGGAGGGAGGGACGACAGACAGCCAUACGCAACAUGUAUCCUGCUCGGUUCACACACACCAUCCACCCGUCCACCCGUCAGCAACCGACGUACCCAGUACGGCCGAGCAGAGUGUGGUUUUGCCGACCCCCACAGGGCCCACGAUGGUCACCAGCUCACCACACUUGACCUCCAGCCGCACAUUCCGCAGCACCGCCAGGCUGCCACCACCACUGCCUUUGUCAUGCCCAUCCGAUGACGACUCCUGAGGCCCUGCCGUCCUGGGUGGCGGUGGCGCCUCCUCGUCGCUCAUUCGAGGCGUUCUAAAGCUCAUGUUGGUCUGGGAGGGCAGCGACAAGAGACCACCAGGCCGAGAGGCCAACCGCAGCAGACCACGGUCCACUGCUAUCGACCUCUCUCUCGCCGGGGAAUAGCCACACAACCACUGCACACACACACAGAUGUCAGUCUGUCAGCAUCAGGUGGGCUUGUGGACAUCGCAGGUUACCCACCUGAAGGCAUCUCAUGACGACUGAUCUCUUUUUGGGAGGAUCAGGGUCAAAGCCGUCGCGAGAUAUCACCACACCGGGCCUGGACCAUGCGAAUGUGCCGUGGUUGACCCUGAUGCAGCCGCGGGGGAGUGCCUUGCGGUCGUGUGUGGCCUGCUGCGUGGCAUGGUCCUGUGUGUGGUUGACGACGUAUGGCUCGGCCUCCUCUGUGGUCAGGUAGGUCUGCAGCCGGCGCAAGGCCAGGCGAGCAUCCACGAGCUGGGUGACCGCAAAGGGGAAGAACAUCAGGGGCAACCUGCACCGGACAAUCGAGAGACGACAGACACACACAUACCAACCGACCAACCGACAGGUGGACACCUACCUGAGUUGGAGGACGAUUGCGAGUGCCGUGAAGACUUUGGCUGCGCCCAUCGGUUGACCGAAGGCCGCAGAGUACACGGCAAACAACACAACCGCUAUCAACUGACGACAGAGAAGUGGAGCACCCACAACCAAAUGAGACUGUGGCCAGUUGUUGAUCGUGUGUGUGUGUGUUUGUGUCGGUAGGGUCGGUAUGUACCUGUGGUGCGGCCCCCGAGACGGCCCUGUUGCCUCCGGUGAUGACGGCCAAGCGCAUCAAAUUCACCAUCUCACUCUGAGUCAUUCAAGACACAGACGAUGCACUCAGGGAGGGAGGGAGGCGGUUGGGAUGUGUGUGUGCCUACCUUUCGUAUGGCAGCGACCAGUUUGCCGAAGGAGGCCUCCCAAUUGUACAGCUGAAAGACAGACAGACACCAAGGAACACUUCCCGGCUGAGUGACUCCACGGCGGUGAGCGCAGCCUCCCUCGUCUGGCCGAACCUUGAUGAUUUUGAUGCCCUGCAGCAGCUCGUUGAUCAUCUUGACACGCUUGUCGGUCAUCGUUGCUGCACACAAUGGACAUGACACGCAAGCGUGUCGUAUCUCUGUUCUUGUGAAGGCCCUUCCCUUCCGUCCCUGUUGGUUGGCUGACCGGCCUUUCUCCUGCGUUCAGCGAGCAGGGCCAUGAGGUGUUUCUGCAGCGGCCCCAGCAGCAUCACCAUACCCACUGCCGCUACGGCGGACGGGCCAACCAGGUAAAACAACACACCCAAAGCCCUACACACACACACACACAGAGAGAGAGAGAGAGAUGUCUGUGUUUAUUGCUGUGUGUGAGUUUGUUUGUGGUGACUGACGCGAUGAGUUGGAAGAUAGCGUCCCAGAGUAGGUGUCCGACCAUGACGAAGAUCUCCAGGCGCUGGCAGUGCAGCUGCAUCAAGUUCACUAUCUCGCCAGUCGUAAACAGACUACGCGCCUGCGCACUCAAAUUCAACGACUUAUGGUACACUGAACAACACACACGUACAGCACAGCACAUACACCAGUGGUGGAUGGAUAUACGGACGGCAUUGCUGCACUGCACCGGCCCACCCUUAUGUGAUUGCUGGCUGUCCUACCUGCGACAGUGAGUGCGGCCUUCAUUUGGUAUCCCGUGCGUAUGGAUGAGAACAGGUACACGCCGUCCAACACGGCCUUCAAAACCGACGCAGAAAAGAUACCCAACACCCACAAGUACCCCUGCACGCACACACGGACACAUGCAUGGAGCCAGGUACCAACGAAACACGACACGAGCAGUGUGUGUGUGUGUGUGUGUGUCGACAUGACAUCCAUACGUGGCUAGGCGGUGCGUGAGGGUUUUCCAUCCACUCGAGGAAUGCAUUGAUGAGGAAAAAGGGCGACACCAUCGCACAGGUCGAGAGGAACUUGAAGCACCCUGACGUCACUAUCUGCCGCCCGAACUGCCGCAGCAGCACUCCCACGAUGCUGUACGGCCGACCCGACGCUAUCCAUCGGCUCACUAUCUCCCGGUAGUUCUGAUAGAGUGACUCCGCCUUGUCGCACUCGAGCAGCCGCGGCAGAUCCGGCAGGUCCACGGGUCGCUUGGCGCCCAGCGCAAGCAGAGGAUCCAGCCACAGAAAGAACAGCCGCGAGAAGAGGGACGCAUGGGCCUCUGGAACGAUAUGUGUGUAUCACGACACAAAGAUCAACAAAGAUGCACACAUUACAGGUGUGUGCGUACCUGGCGAGACGGGCCUGUCCUCUUUCCGGGAGUCUUCUACAUGGCGGAGAGAGGAGGGAGAGGGAUGGACCGAAGACGGACUAACCUUCUUCAUCGAAUUCCGCUCUAGAGAGUUGAGAUCUUGAGGGAAAAGAAGAAAGACUUC
Molecule: messenger RNA, 8918 nt
Organism: Vitrella brassicaformis
Lineage: Eukaryota; Vitrellaceae
Source: the annotation of a GenBank genome assembly